AUAGUAAAAGCCUGUAAUCUUUUUUUCAUUCUGCAUUCUAUACUUUUUAUACACACACUUAUAUGUACUAUUUUUCUAGUCAUAAUACACUACCCUCAAGAAUGCAUUUGGAAUUGACAGUAAUGAAAGAGGAGGAAAACAAUGUAGGAAUGAUACAAUCUCUUUCCUUGAAGGUCGUGGACGAGGUGUUUGCAGGGCCGGCGUGGGCAUCAUCCGUCCCCCGGCCACCACACCGAGCCGGACCGCCCCCACGGCCUCUUCUUCUACAACAACGUGGCCGUCGCCGCCAACAGGCUGGGAUGCCAAGGGUGCUGGUGGUGGACUGGGAUGUGCACCACGGCAGCGGCAUCCAGCACGUGUUUGUGGCCGAACCGAGGGUGCUGUACGUGUCCCUCCACCACCACGACCACGGCCUCUUCUUCCCAUCCUCUGAGGACCCAAACUACGACGAGUGGGGACGGGACCUGGCCAAGGCUACAACAUUAACAUUCCCUGCAACAAGAGUGGCAUGGGUGACGCAGAGGCUCUCACUCAGGUGGUGCUGCCCGUGGCCUACCAGUUCAACCCACAGCUGGUCCUGGUCACUGCCAGCCUUGAUGCUGGUGCGGGGACCCACUUGGAGGUUGCUGCGUGAGUCCUGGUUGCUGUGGACAUAUGAUGGCCCUUCUGUCUGGCCUGGCCAAGGGCCGCAUAGUUCUGGCACUGGAGGGUGGCUUCAACCUCACCACCACCAGCUACUGCAUGACGCUGUGUGCCAAGGCUUUGCUGGGGGAUCUGCUGCCCCCCCUUGAGCCCCAGCUGGUGCCCAACAAGAGUGCCGUGCAGACCAUCAAUGACGUCAUCCGUACCCAGAGCCGCUACUGGCCGGCGCUCUGCUUCAAGGUGAGUGUGGGGGUCUUUAAUC
Molecule: messenger RNA, 904 nt
Organism: Eriocheir sinensis (Chinese mitten crab)
Lineage: Eukaryota; Metazoa; Arthropoda; Malacostraca; Decapoda; Varunidae
Product: histone deacetylase 6-like
Exons: 4
Coding region: 63-791 (242 amino acids)
Biological process (GO): chromatin organization
Cellular component (GO): histone deacetylase complex
Molecular function (GO): histone deacetylase activity
Source: RefSeq, a predicted model, not a curated record